GUUGCAGCCAUGGGGGACGCAGAGAUGUCUGUGUUUGGGGCGGCUGCUCCGUACCUGAGGAAGUCCGAGAGGGAGCGAAUGGAAGCCUCCACUCGUCCUUUCGACAUAAAGAAAGAAUGUUUUGUUCCUGAUCAGGUUGAGGAGUUUGUGAAGGCGACGAUCCAGAGCAAAGAUGGAGACAAGGUCACUGUGGAGACACAGCACGGAAAGACUGUGACGGUUAAGGAGUCCCAGAUUCUGCAACAGAAUCCUCCAAAGUUUGACAAGAUAGAGGACAUGGCCAUGCUGACCUUCCUCCAUGAGCCCGCUGUGCUGUUCAACCUCAAAGAGCGUUACGCAGCGUGGAUGAUCUAUACCUACUCUGGGCUGUUCUGUGUCACUGUUAACCCCUACAAGUGGCUGCCAGUCUACAACCAAGAAGUAGUGAUCGCCUACAGAGGAAAGAAGAGGAGUGAAGCUCCUCCUCACAUCUUCUCCAUCUCUGACAACGCCUACCAGUACAUGUUGGCAGAUCGUGAAAACCAGUCAAUUCUGAUCACUGGAGAAUCUGGUGCAGGAAAGACUGUCAACACCAAAAGGGUCAUCCAGUAUUUUGCCAGUAUCGCAGCUGGAGGCAUUAAAAAAGACUCUGUCUCAAAAGACAAGGGAACCCUGGAGGAUCAAAUCAUCCAGGCGAACCCUGCUCUGGAGGCCUUCGGUAACGCCAAGACCAUCAGGAACGACAACUCCUCCAGAUUUGGUAAAUUCAUCCGAAUCCAUUUUGAUACCAGGGGAAAGUUGGCCUCUGCUGACAUCGAAACAUAUCUUCUAGAGAAAUCUCGUGUGAUCUUCCAGCUAAAGGCUGAGAGGGAUUACCACAUUUUCUACCAGAUUCUGUCCAACAAGAAGCCAGAGAUCCUAGAGAUGCUGCUGAUCACCAAUAAUCCCUACGACUACGCCUUCAUCUCUCAGGGGGAAACUCAAGUGGCCUCCAUCGACGAUGCAGAGGAGCUGAUGGCAACAGACAGCGCCUUUGACGUGUUGGGCUUCACACAAGAAGAAAAGAAUUCUGUGUACAAGCUGACUGGUGCCAUCAUGCAUUAUGGGAACAUGAAGUUCAAGCAGAAGCAGCGAGAGGAGCAGGCAGAGGCCGACGGCACUGAAGAUGCUGACAAAUCAGCAUAUCUGAUGGGCCUGAAUUCCGCUGACCUCAUCAAGGGUCUUUUGCACCCAAGAGUCAAAGUAGGAAACGAGUGGGUCACCAAAGGUCAAAAUGUCGCUCAGGUGUACUACGCUGUUGGAGCUUUGUCCAAAGCGGUCUAUGAGAAGAUGUUUCUGUGGAUGGUGUUGAGAAUCAACCAAUCACUGGAGACGAAGCAGCCUCGUCAGUACUUCAUCGGUGUACUGGACAUCGCUGGCUUUGAAAUCUUUGAGUUCAACACCUUUGAGCAGCUCUGCAUCAACUUCACCAAUGAAAAACUGCAACAGUUUUUCAACCACCACAUGUUUGUGCUGGAGCAGGAAGAGUACAAGAAAGAAGGCAUUGAAUGGACCUUCAUAGACUUUGGUAUGGAUCUGCAGGCCUGCAUCGACCUGAUUGAAAAGCCCAUGGGUAUCAUGUCCAUCCUUGAGGAGGAGUGCAUGUUCCCUAAAGCCACCGAUACCACAUUUAAAGCUAAGCUCUACGACAACCAUUUGGGAAAAUCUGCCAACUUCCAGAAGCCCAGAAUCGUCAAAGGGAAACCAGAGGCUCAUUUCGCCCUGAUGCAUUACGCAGGAACUGUUGAUUAUAACAUCAACAACUGGCUGGUGAAGAACAAGGAUCCUCUGAAUGAGACUGUGGUUGGACUUUAUCAGAAGUCCACUAUGAAACUGUUGGCUACUCUCUUUGCUGGAUAUGCAGGAGCAGACUCAGCUAUGGCUGAGGCUAGCGAAGAAAAAAAAACGAAGAAGAAAAAAGGAUCAUCGUUCCAGACUGUGUCUGCCCUUCAUCGGGAGAACCUGAAUAAGCUGAUGACCAACUUGAGGUCUACUCACCCCCACUUUGUCCGAUGCAUCAUCCCCAAUGAGACCAAGACUCCUGGGGCCAUGGAUAAUCCUCUGGUGAUGCACCAGCUGCGCUGUAACGGUGUGCUGGAAGGCAUCAGGAUCUGCAGGAAGGGCUUCCCCAACAGGAUCCUCUAUGGAGACUUCAAGCAGAGGUAUCGUAUCUUGAACCCUGCUGCAAUCCCAGAGGGUCAGUUCAUUGACAGCAGGAAGGGAGCAGAAAAACUUCUUGGAUCUCUGGACAUUGAUCAUAAUCAGUACAAGUUUGGACAUACAAAGGUGUUCUUCAAGGCAGGACUGCUGGGUCUGCUUGAGGAGAUGAGAGAUGAGCGUCUGUCCAAAAUCAUCACUGCUAUUCAGGCCCGAUCCCGCGGUCUUCUGUCUCGUCUAGAGUAUCAGAAGAUGGUGGAACGCAGAGAUGCAUUAUUAGUGAUCCAGUGGAAUGUCCGUGCUUUCAUGGGGGUCAAGAAUUGGCCUUGGAUGAAGCUUUACUUCAAGAUCAAACCUCUGCUGAGAUCUGCAGAAGCAGAAAAGGAGAUGGCGAACAUGAAGGAAGAAUUCCUGAAGUUGAAAGAGGCUUAUGCGAAGUCUGAGGCUCGCAGAAAGGAACUGGAGGAGAAAAUGGUCUCUCUGCUCCAAGAGAAGAAUGACCUGCAGCUCCAAGUUCAAGCUGAACAAGAUAAUCUGUGCGAUGCUGAGGAAAGAUGUGAGGGGUUGAUUAAAAAUAAAAUCCAACUGGAGGCAAAAGCCAAAGAACUUACGGAAAGACUGGAGGAUGAGGAGGAGAUGAACGCAGAACUGACUGCAAAGAAGAGGAAGCUGGAGGAUGAGUGCUCUGAGCUGAAGAAAGACAUUGAUGACUUAGAGUUAACUCUGGCUAAAGUGGAGAAAGAGAAACACGCCACUGAGAACAAAGUUAAAAACCUGGUUGAGGAGAUGGCUGCUUUGGAUGAAAUCAUUGCCAAGUUGACAAAGGAAAAGAAAGCUCUACAGGAAGCUCAUCAGCAAACACUGGACGACCUGCAGAGUGAAGAAGACAAAGUCAACACUCUGACGAAGCUUAAGGCUAAGCUGGAGCAGCAAGUGGAUGAUCUUGAAGGAUCUCUUGAGCAAGAAAAAAAGGUUCGAAUGGACCUUGAAAGAGCAAAGAGAAAGUUGGAGGGAGAUUUGAAAUUGUCAAUGGAGACUGUAAUGGAUCUAGAAAACGACAAACAACAACUGGAAGAACGCCUGAAAAAGAAAGACUUUGAGAUCAAUCAGCUGAACAGCAAAAUUGAGGAUGAACAGGCUAUAACCAUUCAACUCCAGAAGAAGCUCAAAGAGCUGCAGGCUCGCAUAGAAGAACUGGAGGAAGAGUUGGAGGCAGAACGAACUGCCCGAGCCAAGGUGGAGAAGCAGAGGGCAGACUUGGCCAGAGAACUGGAGGAGAUCAGUGAGAGGUUGGAGGAGGCUGGAGGAGCAACAUCUGCUCAGAUUGAGAUGAACAAGAAGAGGGAGGCUGAGUUCCAGAAACUCCGCAGAGACCUAGAAGAGGCCACUCUGCAGCAUGAAGCCACCGCUUCCACACUCAGGAAGAAACAAGCCGACAGCGUCGCUGACCUGGGGGAGCAGAUCGACAACCUUCAGAGAGUCAAACAGAAACUGGAGAAGGAGAAGAGUGAGCUUCGGCUUGAACUGGAUGAUGUGGUCUCCAACAUGGAACACAUUGCAAAGUCAAAGAUUAUAUUGGAGAAGACCUGCAGAACUAUGGAGGAUCAAAUGAAUGAAUACAGGAACAAGUGUGAAGAUUAUCAAAGAUCCCUGAAUGACUUCACCACACAAAAAGCUAGGCUGCAAGCUGAGAAUGAUGAACAUACAAGACAACUGGAAGAAAAAGAAUCCCUUAUUUCUCAGUUAACCCGAGGAAAGAAUUCCUACACUCAACAACUUGAAGAUCUAAAGCGCCAACUGGAAGAAGAAAUUAAGGCCAAGAACGCCCUGGCCCAUGCAGUACAAUCUGCCCGUCAUGACUGUGACCUGCUCAGGGAGCAGUAUGAAGAAGAGCAGGAGGCCAAAGCUGAACUGCAACGUGGCAUGUCUAAAGCCAACUCUGAGGUGGCUCAGUGGAGAACUAAGUACGAAACUGAUGCCAUCCAGAGGACGGAGGAAUUGGAGGAAGCCAAGAAGAAGCUGGCUCAGCGUCUCCAGGACGCUGAGGAGGCUGUGGAGGCAGUGAAUGCUAAGUGUUCAUCUCUGGAGAAAACCAAACACAGACUCCAGAAUGAGAUUGAAGAUCUCAUGGUGGAUGUGGAGAGGUCUAAUGCUGCUGCUGCUGCUCUGGACAAGAAGCAAAGAAACUUUGACAAAGUCUUGUCUGAGUGGAAGCAGAAACAUGAGGAGUGUCAGUGUGAACUGGAAAGUUCUCAAAAGGAGGCCAGGGCUCUGAGCACUGAGCUCUUUAAACUGAAGAACUCCUAUGAAGAAUCUCUUGAACAUCUGGAGACACUGAAGAGAGAAAACAAGAAUUUACAGGAGGAGAUUUCUGACCUGACUGAGCAGCUUGGUGAGGGGGGAAAAACCAUCCAUGAGUUGGAGAAGGUUCGCAAACAGCUGGAGCAAGAAAAGGGUGAGAUCCAGUCUGCUCUGGAGGAAGCAGAGGCUUCCCUUGAGCAUGAGGAGGGUAAGAUUCUGAGAGCUCAGCUCGAGUUUAACCAGAUCAAGGCAGACAUGGAGCGUAAACUGUCUGAGAAAGAUGAGGAGAUGGAGCAGUUCAAGAGGAACCUGCAGAGGACCAUUGAUUCCCUGCAGAGCUCUCUAGAAGCUGAGACUCGCAGUAGAAAUGAGGCCCUUCGCAUAAAGAAGAAGAUGGAAGGAGACCUCAAUGAGAUGGAGAUCCAGCUCAGCCAGGCCAACAGGCAGGCAGCUGAGGCCCAAAAACAACUGAAAAGUGUCCACGCACAUCUGAAGGAUGCUCAGCUGCAGCUUGAUGACUCUCUUCGGGCCAAUGAUGAUCUCAAAGAGAACAUUGCCAUUGUUGAGAGACGCAACGCCCUGCUUCAAGCUGAGGUUGAAGAACUCAGGUCUUCUCUGGAGCAAACUGAGAGAGGUCGCAAACUCGCUGAACAGGAGCUGCUGGAUGUCAGUGAGAGGGUUCAGCUACUGCACUCACAGAACACCAGCCUGAUAAACCAUAAGAAGAAGCUGGAGGCAGACACAUCCCAGCUCCAAACGGAAGUGGAGGAAGCAGUGCAGGAGUGUAGAAAUGCUGAAGACAAGGCCAAGAAGGCCAUCACUGACGCUGCCAUGAUGGCAGAGGAGUUAAAGAAAGAGCAGGACACCAGCGCUCACCUGGAACGCAUGAAGAAGAACAUGGAGCAGACCAUCAAAGACCUGCAGCACCGUCUGGAUGAAGCUGAGCAGAUCGCCAUGAAGGGAGGCAAGAAGCAGCUGCAGAAGCUGGAGGCCAGGGUGAAAGAGCUGGAAAAUGAGGUGGAAAUGGAGCAGAAAAAAAGCAGCGAGGCUGUGAAAGGCCUCCGCAAAUAUGAGCGCCGUAUCAAGGAACUUACCUAUCAGACGGAGGAGGACCGCAAGAACGUUGCUCGUCUCCAAGAUCUGGUCGACAAGCUGCAGCUGAAAGUCAAAUCCUACAAGAGAGCUGCAGAGGAGGCUGAGGAACAGGCCAAUGUUCAUCUGGGCAAGUUCCGCAAGCUUCAGCAUGAACUGGAUGAGGCCGAGGAGCGAGCCGACAUCGCCGAGUCCCAAGUGAACAAGAUGCGAGCCAAGAGCCGCGACAUCGGCUCCAAGAAAGGGUUUGAUGAGGAGUGAAGCUUUGGGUUCUGCAGAAAACCUUUUGCCUGCUGUGUUAAUCGAAAUCCCUCAACUAUCCCCAUUCACAACCUGUAGCGCUUAAUAAAGGCUCAUCCAGCUCAUGCA
Molecule: messenger RNA, 5937 nt
Organism: Sphaeramia orbicularis (orbiculate cardinalfish)
Lineage: Eukaryota; Metazoa; Chordata; Actinopteri; Kurtiformes; Apogonidae
Product: myosin-7-like
Exons: 37
Coding region: 10-5829 (1939 amino acids)
Biological process (GO): sarcomere organization; adult heart development; muscle filament sliding
Cellular component (GO): myosin II complex; myosin filament; cytoplasm
Molecular function (GO): microfilament motor activity; actin filament binding; ATP binding
Source: RefSeq, a predicted model, not a curated record